AAAAAAAUAUACUGAGCCAAAGAAAAAGAUGACCUUGGAUGCUGCUGUUAAUGUGCUACAACUUUGCCUUUAGAUUCUUCAGAUCAUCUCUUUCCUCUCACUCUGUCACACCCACAAACACCUCUUCAUUUAUCUCGAUGUGUUUAUUCAUGUGUGACAUCAGUUCAGAUUGUAUGAAAUGGACUGUUUUUAUUUCAUUUGAUAAAUAGGAUGCUGGGUUCUCUAGAACCCAUUAAAUAUUGUUUCUCUCUCUAAAUCAUUCAAACUUCUAGCAUGGCUGCUUCUAACACGAGGCUUGCCGUCUUCUCUUCUCUACUUCUUUUGUUUCUGAUCAACUCCUGUCAAUCACUUUCCUCGCAUAAUACCUACCUCAAAAGACAAGCUUCAAUCCUGGUUUCUCUUAAACAAUCUCUUGAGUCAUAUGAUCCUUCACUUGAUAGUUGGAAUGUGCCAAACUACCAACUUCUGUGCUCUUGGACUGGCAUCCAAUGCGACGACAUGAACAGGUCAGUGGUUGCUCUUGAUAUAUCCAAUUCAAACAUCUCGGGCACUCUCUCACCCGCGAUCACUGAGCUUCGAAGCCUUGUCAAUCUUUCGAUCCAAGGAAACAGCUUCUCUGAUGAGUUCCCACGAGAAAUUCACAAGCUUAUAAGGCUUCAGUUCCUCAACAUAUCCAACAAUCUGUUCAGUGGAGAGCUUGCUUGGGAGUUUUCUCAGUUGAAGGAACUUCAAGUGCUGGAUGUUUAUAACAACAAUUUCAAUGGCACACUACCAUUAGGUGUCACUCAACUCGCCAAGCUGAAGUACUUGGAUUUUGGCGGGAAUUACUUUCAGGGGACUAUCCCUCCAAGCUAUGGAAGUAUGCAACAGCUGAAUUAUCUGUCACUUAAGGGAAAUGAUUUGCGUGGUUUAAUACCUGGUGAGCUUGGUAAUCUUACAAGUCUUGAGCAGCUCUACCUGGGGUAUUACAAUGAGUUUGAUGGAGGAAUCCCACCUGAGUUCGGUAAGCUGAUCAAUCUGGUUCAUAUAGACCUUGCAAACUGUAGCUUAAGUGGACCGAUACCUCCAGAAUUGGGCGGCCUCAGCAAGCUAGACACCCUCUUCUUGCAAACGAAUGAGCUCACUGGUCCUAUCCCUCCUGAACUGGGCAACCUGAGCAGCAUCAUAUCUCUUGACCUCUCAAACAACGCCCUAACGGGAGAUAUUCCACUAGAGUUUUACGGGCUUCGUCGCCUCACCUUAUUGAACUUAUUCCUUAACAAGUUACAUGGAGAGAUCCCUUAUUUCAUUGCGGAGCUACCUGAGUUAGAAGUCCUGAAGCUUUGGCACAAUAACUUCACAGGAGCCAUUCCUGCAAAGCUGGGAGAAAAUGGCAGAUUAACUGAACUUGACCUGUCAAGCAAUAAGCUUACCGGAUUAGUCCCUAAAUCUCUCUGCUUAGGAAGGAAGCUGCAGAUACUAAUUCUGCGCAUCAACUUUCUGUUCGGUCCUCUGCCUGAUGAUCUUGGCCAUUGUGACACUCUCUGGAGAGUUCGGUUGGGGCAGAACUAUCUGACUGGAUCAAUCCCGAGUGGUUUCCUUUACUUGCCAGAACUGUCACUGAUGGAGCUGCAGAACAAUUAUCUGAGUGGACAGGUUCCACAACAAAUAAGCAAGACGCCAUCUAAACUUGCGCAGAUGAAUCUUGCAGAUAAUCGCUUAUCUGGGCCACUUCCUGCAUCCAUCGGAAAUUUCUCCAACUUGCAAAUUCUUCUGCUCAGCGGAAACCGAUUCACGGGGGAAAUUCCAUCUCAAAUAGGUCAGUUGAACAAUGUCUUUACAUUGGAUAUGAGUAGGAACAACUUGUCUGGGAAUAUCCCCCCUGAAAUUGGCGAUUGUCGUACCUUAACUUACUUGGAUUUGAGUCAGAACCAACUCUCAGGCCCGAUUCCAGUUCAGAUCACACAAAUCCACAUAUUAAAUUACCUUAAUAUAUCCUGGAACCAUUUGAACCAAAGUCUUCCUAAGGAAAUUGGGUCCAUGAAAAGUCUAACCUCGGCAGACUUUUCUCACAACAACUUCUCUGGUUCCAUACCUGAAUUUGGACAAUAUUCAUUCUUCAACUCCACAUCAUUUUCCGGUAACCCUCAACUCUGUGGCUCCUACUUGAACCCUUGCAACUAUUCAUCUACGUCUCCAUUACAAUUCCACGACCAAAAUAGCUCCACGUCUCAGGUCCCUGGAAAAUUCAAGCUACUUUUUGCUCUUGGACUUCUAGGAUGCUCUUUGGUAUUUGCUGUUUUGGCAAUCAUCAAAACCCGAAAGAUACGAAGAAAUUCGAAUUCCUGGAAGCUCACAGCAUUCCAGAAGCUGGAAUUUGGAUGCGAAAACAUAUUGGAAUGCGUCAAGGAAAACAACAUCAUAGGGAGAGGUGGAGCUGGCAUAGUCUACAGAGGUUUAAUGCCAAAUGGAGAACCAGUAGCAGUCAAGAAGUUGUUGGGAAUAAGCAGAGGAUCGUCUCAUGAUAAUGGCCUAUCUGCAGAAGUACAAACAUUAGGCCAAAUUCGACACAGGAAUAUAGUGAGGUUGUUGGCAUUUUGUUCGAAUAAAGAGACCAAUUUACUUGUAUACGAGUACAUGCCAAAUGGAAGCCUAGGUGAAGUUCUGCAUGGGAAGAGAGGUGGUUUUCUCAAGUGGGAUACCAGGCUGAAAAUUGCUAUUGAAGCAGCGAAAGGCCUUUGUUACUUGCACCACGACUGUUCUCCUCUAAUUAUCCACCGGGACGUCAAGUCCAAUAACAUUCUACUCAGCUCAGAUUUUGAGGCUCAUGUAGCAGAUUUUGGGCUUGCCAAGUUCUUGCAAGACACCGGAGCUUCAGAAUGCAUGUCUGCAAUUGCUGGCUCUUAUGGCUAUAUUGCUCCAGAAUAUGCAUACACAUUGAAGGUGGAUGAGAAGAGUGAUGUCUACAGCUUUGGAGUGGUACUGUUAGAGUUAAUCACAGGCAGAAGGCCAGUUGGGGAUUUCGGAGAAGAAGGGCUAGACAUUGUUCAAUGGACUAAGACACAGACUAAAUCAAGCAAAGAAGGGGUGGUAAAGAUUCUGGAUCAAGGGCUGACAGAUAUUCCAUUAAUUGAAGCAAUGCAAGUCUUUUUUGUGGCGAUGUUAUGUGUUCAAGAACAAAGUGUGGAGAGACCAACAAUGAGAGAAGUUGUUCAAAUGCUUGCAGAAGCUAAACAACCCAACACAUAUCACAAGCAGUGACUUCACCAACCUAAUGCAACACAUCAUAAUCAUUAUAGAAGCUGUUAACAACAAGAAGAUAUAGAUGAUUGAUUCAGUACUGAUGAGGAGUGGUGAAUAUUGGGGAUGACUCUGCUCAAGCAGUAUAACCAGGCCAUCAUUGCAACAGUUACCAUUGAUAGUAUAUAAAUCAUUAAUGGUGUUUUUUCUUUUUUGGGGGGGGCUACUAAUUAAUGCUUAAAAGCAUAUUUGGCUCUAUUAUUGUGCAUGCAUUUGGUUAAGAGCCAAGCUGUGGUUAGCUACGAGGGGUGUUUUGUUUUGUUUUGUUUUUGUCCAGGCAUGAAAACUAGAACAGGAAAAGAUGAACUGCUGGCAAACCUUGAUUGUAAUUCCUGGCUUCAUUAUUAUGUCAUCAUUUGGAUGGUAUGUCUAAAUGAUUUGAAGUUUUGCUUU
Molecule: messenger RNA, 3672 nt
Organism: Populus trichocarpa (black cottonwood)
Lineage: Eukaryota; Viridiplantae; Streptophyta; Magnoliopsida; Malpighiales; Salicaceae
Product: leucine-rich repeat receptor-like serine/threonine-protein kinase BAM3
Exons: 2
Coding region: 274-3240 (988 amino acids)
Biological process (GO): protein phosphorylation
Molecular function (GO): receptor serine/threonine kinase binding; protein kinase activity; ATP binding
Source: RefSeq, a predicted model, not a curated record